AUGCCCAUUGCUCAGCCCCACAAGUCAAGUCAUGCUGUCAAGCAAGGCCUCGGGUAUCGGCAAUUCUGUCUAGGGUAUGAUGUCCUUCCUUCCUUCGCUGAGUGCGAUGGCUAUGACGUUGAUGUUGACACCAGGCCGAAGAGGAAUAGUUACAAGAAGGGUCGUGUGCCGAUGCGAAUGUUCGUGGCUGAUGAACCCGGCUUGCGACUGAGUGCGACGAAGUUGGAAAUGGUCGAGAAGGAAACUGAUGCUAAUUUGAAGUUACCGAGAUUCGUGGCUGCUGAGGUUGUUGCAGAGAGACCCCUCCCAACGAGGCGCAAGAAGUGGGCUAAGUUACUUGAUGGUUGGGAGGUUGUCCACGAGGAUGAUAUGUGGUUUAUCGUUGAGGAGAAGCAAGGGUGUUCAUCUCGACGGUCGUACGCUGAUGUGGCUGUGAAUGAGAUGGGAAUCGAUGCCUAUGGUGAACCUCAUUUGGUGCCGACUCUUUUGGGUGAGAACACCACUGAGAUGAAUGUGAAGCCGAUGAGGAAGGAUGUGGGAGGUGGUUGUGAUGAUGAGCAGCAGUGUGGUGAUGUGAAAGGCAAUUGGGAGAUGAAGUUUAGUAGAAGUUUUAGAGGGAAAGUUGAAGAACGUCGGCGACACCAUCUACGGGCCGAGCGUAAGAAAGAGAGGAAAAUGAAGAGAAAGGCUGGUAAGGCCUAA
Messenger RNA from Perkinsus marinus ATCC 50983, 702 nucleotides. RefSeq lists its product as hypothetical. The record is from RefSeq and is a predicted model, not a curated record. The transcript has a single exon. Bases 1 to 702 code for a protein of 233 amino acids. NCBI's taxonomy places the organism in Eukaryota, Perkinsozoa, Perkinsida, Perkinsidae.